Messenger RNA from Folsomia candida, 468 nucleotides. RefSeq names its product aminopeptidase N-like. Bases 1 to 468 code for a protein of 155 amino acids. The transcript has 5 exons. The record is from RefSeq and is a predicted model, not a curated record. Lineage: Eukaryota; Metazoa; Arthropoda; Collembola; Entomobryomorpha; Isotomidae.
AUGGGGUUGCAAACCAUGUUCAGCCCAGAUUAUUUUUUGACCUUGUUAAUUCUGAACAGAUACUUGACUUGGUCUAUCACUGAAAAUUCGGGAAUUAGGAAGCAAGAUACUCCACUUGUGCUCCGAUCUGUGGCCGCCACUUCGGUUGGAGGCUACUUGACGUUUAACUUUGUCCGAGACAAAUGGGCUAAACUGGAAAAAUUUCUGGGAGACAUUUAUCAACCUGCGCUGGUGCAUAUCGUGCAGGCUAUUGCUGCCAGGCUCAAUACGCGUUUCGAGCUUCAUGAGAUGCAACAACUUCGAGACCGGUAUGACGGGGAGUUGGGGGCUGCUACGCGAGCGGUUGACCAAGGAAUUGAGACAACAAUGAUACAAAUUCAGUGGAUGGAGGAAAAGCUCUCUACGGUAGCAACCUGGAUGGAGAAAGCCAUCCAAGAAAGUUCGAAUAGGGGAAAAUUUAAGUUGUAA